AUAUAAAUAAAGAAGGGGAUAAUGUAUAUGUGUUCUCUGCUUUUGAAAUAUAAGUUGACAUGGAUUCCGUUCAUCUCACCUUCAAAUUCAGUUUUUGUAUCGUCAAAGAUCCAAUAAUAAUAAUAGAGGAAAAUCGCGACUGGCUUGAUCGUGUUCAAUAUUUUUCCAUAUAUCGUUCCAAUUGUAUAGAAUAUCAUUGAUUUAUUUUAUAUAAAUAUGAACGGGACUGAAAGCGUACAAACUGUGCUUGGAAGGAUAAGACUUCCCGAACUUGGUCGAGUUUUGACACACGAACAUGUUGCUGUGGACUUUACCGCGUUUUAUACAGCACCACCGAAUAGAUUAACACGUUUCUUGAAUGAACAAAUCAAGCUUCACACUGUCGGUUUGGUGAAACAGUAUCCGUAUAGUAACAUGUUUAAUAUCACAUUCAAUGACGUCGAAACCGCUUAUGCCGUUUUAGAAGAUCUAAGAUUAUUUCGUUACUUUGGCGGUGGUACUAUCGUGGAGAAUAGUAGCCACGGUUUGAAACGCGAUCUUUUAUUGAUGAGAACGCUCAGUGAAAAGACUGGAAUUAAUAUUAUAGCUGGCACAGGAUUCUAUGUUGCAAAAGUACAGAAUGUUACCACUUUGAAUUUAUCCAUCGAAAAUAUGUACGACCUGAUCAUGAAAGAAAUGACUGAAGGCUGUGACGAUUGUCCCCUAGUCAAAACGGGAUUUAUCGGAGAGGUUGGAACUUCUUUGCCGAUCGAAGAUUUUGAGAGACGUUCAAUACAGGCUACUGCAACAGCUCAAGCACAAUUACGAUGCCCCGUUAGUUUUCAUCCAGGAAGAGAUUCAAGUAUACCCGCCGAAAUAAUCAGAAUUUAUGAGGAAGCCGGCGGAGAUUCACGCAAGGCUGUAAUGUCCCAUCUCGAUCGUACUUUCCCCGAUAAAGACGCUCUGCUAGAAUUCGCGGAUGAAACCAGAUGUUAUUGUCAAUUUGAUCUCUUUGGUACUGAAUGUUCUUUCUAUCAGUUAAAUCCAUUGAUUGACAUGUUAUCUGAUGCACAACGUGUCGAUUACGUUCAGCAUUUACGAGAUGAGGGCAAACUAGAAAGAGUACUUUUGAGUCAUGAUAUUCACACUAAACAUCGUUUGGUUAAUUAUGGAGGUCAUGGUUAUGCUCAUAUCAUUAACAACGUACUCCCGAAAUUUAGGAUGAGAGGAUUUUCUGAAGAGGAAAUAGAAAUGUUGACUGUUACCAAUCCGAAAGAGUGGCUCUUCUUUUAAAUACCUUUUUUUUUACGAUA
Vespa mandarinia (Asian giant hornet) is the source of this 1292-nucleotide messenger RNA. Its product is annotated as phosphotriesterase-related protein. Gene Ontology annotation, molecular function: zinc ion binding. Gene Ontology annotation, biological process: catabolic process. The record is from RefSeq and is a predicted model, not a curated record. NCBI's taxonomy places the organism in Eukaryota, Metazoa, Arthropoda, Insecta, Hymenoptera, Vespidae.